Molecule: messenger RNA, 1722 nt
Organism: Lindgomyces ingoldianus
Lineage: Eukaryota; Fungi; Ascomycota; Dothideomycetes; Pleosporales; Lindgomycetaceae
Exons: 3
Coding region: 1-1722 (573 amino acids)
Biological process (GO): protein N-linked glycosylation; nucleoside diphosphate catabolic process
Cellular component (GO): membrane; Golgi apparatus
Molecular function (GO): GDP phosphatase activity; UDP phosphatase activity
Source: RefSeq, a predicted model, not a curated record
AUGUCCAGCGGUGUUGACGUCCGACGACGUCCCGGUAUCUGGUCGUAUUUCAGUUUCACUGGUGGUCCCCGCAGACGCACUUCCGUGUCGCUACCACGCAACGCCAAUCCCAACAACGACCCCUUUGAGAAGGCGGACCGUCACUCCCGCCAUCGCUCGACCACUUCAACCAGCUUCAUGAACGAUCUCAAGGGCGCCGCGAUGAAUCAGGGGCAGAGGACCCGGUACCUGAAGACCGGGGGAAUUAUUGCUUUUAUUCUGCUGGUCUUGUACUUUAUUGCACCGCGGGAUGGCAUAUCAAGCGGGUCCUUCUCCGAAGGCAACACGGCGGCAGAAGGCGCCGAAACAUCGAAAUGCACACACUCCAUCUCUAAAGACAAGCCGCUCAUCCAGUACGCCCUCAUGAUCGAUGCCGGAAGCACUGGCUCCCGUAUCCAUGUCUACAAGUUCAAUAACUGCGGCUCCACCCCUGAGCUCGAGAGAGAGGUUUUUGAGCAAACGGAGAAGAAGAAGGGUGGUUCGGGCCUCUCGUCGUACGGAGCUGAUGCCGAAGGUGCUGCCAAGAGUUUGGAUGUCCUGAUGGACGUGGCCGUGAAGAAUGUCCCUGCGAGCUAUCAGAAAUGCACGCCGGUCGCUGUUAAGGCGACUGCUGGCCUCCGCAAGCUCGGUGACGAGAAGAGCGACGCUAUCUUGGAAGCGGUCCGCCGCCGCCUUGAAACUGCAUAUCCAUUCCCCGUUGUUGCUGCGGAUAAAGGCGGCGUUGAAGUCAUGAAAGGCGAGGACGAGGGUGUAUAUGCCUGGAUCACAGCCAACUAUCUCCUCGGUAAGAUUGGUGGCCCCGGCGACAGCCCCACUGCUGCUGUCCUGGAUCUUGGCGGUGGCUCGACUCAGAUUGUCUUCGAGCCCACUUUCAAAGGCAGCCCCGAUGGCGGAAUGCCGACCAAGCUUGCAGAUGGUGACCAUAAGUACGAACUCAACUUUGGUGGCCGCCAAUUCACUUUAUACCAGCAUUCCUACCUAGGCUAUGGCCUCAUGGAAGCUCGCAAUAACCUCCACACUGUCGUCAUCAAUGCUCUUCAUGAGGAGAACAAGUCUUCCGGGUCGACCAAUUGGUUGCAACAGGACAUUGUUAACCCAUGCAUUGCUCCGAAAAUGCGCAAGGAGGUCGAAGUUCAUCUUGGCGAAUCCCACCCCCUCGGCCCUUCCGUCACAGUCAACAUGACGGGCCCUGCCGAAGGCUCCCCUGCUCAAUGCCGAUACAUUGCAGAGAAGACUCUCGAAAAAGAAACCGAGUGCAAACUUAAUCCGUGUGCCUUCCGCGGCGUUCACCAACCAUCCUUCGAGAAAACUUUCUCUCGUGAGGAUGUCUAUCUCUUCUCCUACUUCUACGACCGCACUUCCGUGUUAGGAAUGCCAGAGUCUUUUACGCUAGACGAGCUGAAAGAUCUUACUCAUCGUGUCUGCCACGGACAGGACUCGUGGGAUGUCUUCCACAGUGUUGAGAAGGCCAUGGAGGAACUCUCCGGGCGCCCUGAACACUGCCUUGACUUGAAUUACAUGGUUGCGCUUUUGCACACUGGAUACGAAAUGCCUAUUGACCGGGAGGUCAAGAUCGCCAAAAAAAUCAAGGGCAAUGAAUUGGGCUGGUGCUUGGGUGCCAGUCUUCCCCUACUUAGCAAGGAAUCUGGCUGGAAAUGCAAGAUUAAAGAGAUCACCAAAUAA